Messenger RNA from Paramecium pentaurelia, 2152 nucleotides. NCBI's taxonomy places the organism in Eukaryota, Ciliophora, Oligohymenophorea, Peniculida, Parameciidae. The record is from the annotation of a GenBank genome assembly.
AUGUCUAAUAGUAAUUAAUAAGAUGAAUCAUAUGAUGAAGAAUAAGAAGAUGAAGAAAUUGAAACUGUUCAGGAAAAUGGUUUAAAAUAGUUAUACAAAAAUCAAGGUAUAUUAUGUUUAAUUAACUUAAAAUUAGAAUAAUUCAUGUAAUAAAUCAAUUAUCUUAAUGAACAAGCAGUCAUUAAAAUUAAACUUUAAAAGUUCAAAGAAGCAAUGAAAUUACUCUAAUAAUCAGAAUAAAUGUUGGAAGUAUUUCUUAAUAAUUAUCAAUAGUAUGCUGCAAGUUGUGGCAAAAACAUAGAUAAAAACUUAAUUAUUGUUGUUCUUUACAAUCAAGCUUGUGGAUAUUAAUGGUAUUAAAUAAACUAUAAUUAGUUAAUGGGUUUUAGAUAAAUGUUCCAAAUAUUUAUCUGGAGUUAUUUAUAAUAUGGAAGAAAGUAUGAAAGAAGAUGAAUAAGAUACUAAUAAUCUUACAAGCACAUAAGAAUCUGAUGCAUCUUUAGUCAAAAAGAAAGCCUUUCUAUCAAGAACACUAUUACAACAUACAGCCAUUUUGAGUCAAUUAGGAAAGUACAAAUUAAUAUUAAUUUUAGACAUAAAUUAGCAUUACAAUCUGCCAGAAAAGCAGCUAGUACAAUGAGAGAAGUAUUUAAGAUAGCUUCUUAAUUUUGUAAGGAUUGGUUAAACAAAAAUGGAUCUUUAGGAUCUGCAACAACUGCCAAUUCUAGUCUAACAAUGAAGUCAAAAUAAAAAAAUAAUAAAUUUCAAAUGAAAGAUGAAGUAGAAUUCAGUAGAUUAGUAAUUGAUGCAAGCAAAGAUAUUCUAUAAGAUUUAUCUAAAUAAUAAGAUUUAGAUAACAUAUCAAAUAAUGAAUAACUAAUAUUAAGAGAAGCUAAGAAAUAGUUAUAUUUUUGGAGAAAUAAUCCAGAAAAUAAUGAAAAACAUAUUCGUAAAGAAUUGAGAUUAGAUCAAAAAGAAGAUGAUUAUCGUUCUAUUCUAGGAGUUCAGAAUGUAUAGGAAUGGAUUUAAACAUUCAAUAUAGGUUUCAUUAUGCAUAUGACUCCAUAAAUAUACGAAGAUUUCUCAUCUCAAGGUGAAAUGCUUUAUGAAAUAUCUAAAAGAUUGUUGUUAGAGAAAAUUAUAUAUCUAUCUAUAUCUUAUUUCACCAUUGCAACUGAAUUAAGGUUUAUUGAAUUAGACAAAGCUAAAUAAUAAGGAAUCAAAGAUAUUAAUACUGAUGAGUUUAAAUUAAGUGAAUUAUAUCAUCUUAAAGCAGUAGAAAUUGCUUGUAAAAAUAUUACUUGUUCAUCUCCUUAUAUUAAUCAUUUAAUUACUAGUUAUCAUAAACAUUAUAAUUCUAAUUUAGAUACUAUACAAGAAGAAUCUAUGAUGUCUAUGGUAUCAGAAGUCAAUUAUAAAGAAUAAAAAUUGUAAAAAUUUAAAUAGAUGUAAAUUUAAACCUAAAGAGAGAAUAAAUCUAUACUCAAAAAUUUAGCAGAAUUAAAAUUAAAUGACUCAUCUCCUUCUGGAAAAUUAGUUAGUUCUUUUUUAAAUCAAUAAUCUCCUUUAAAAACUAAUAGAAAUAUUAGUGAUAAUGUUAAACCAUAGACAAAUUUAAUGGAAUAGAUGAUAAUUAAUAAAAAAAGAUAAUAAAUGCCAUCAGAUAUGUCACCUAAAUAAAAGAUAUAAUUUUUUAAUGGACCAUCAAAUAAUAGUUGUGAAAGGAUCAAUGAAAAAUUAUUAAAGGCAUAAGAUACCUUACCAAUUUAAUUAUAACCCUAUAAAUCAGCUAAAACAACUUUUAAUAAUCUUAUUAAGCAAACAUAAAACUCUUAAGCUUCUUCAAAUCAUAAUAAUAAUGGAAUUUUGAAAGCAUUUUUUUUUGAUAAUUGUAGAACUGAAAGAAUGAAUACAAGUUCGAAUUAGUCACCUAAAAGAGCAGGCAGAUCUCCUGAAAAAUCUCCUGAUAGAUCUCAGAUUUCCUUAAAACCUAGAAAUUCAAUUUUGAGCAAUAAAACACCAUAAAAUAGGCCUAGAACAGACACUGAAUAAUGUAAAUUUUAAUAAAUAUUCCAUAGAAUGUCAUAUUAAAUUUGAAACUAUCUAAUAGUUAUUAAGAGGAUAAUCUGGUACUAAUUAAAAAAGAAAAUGA